AUGUCCACCGGCGGCUCGUCCGGAUCCCCCCGCGCGGACGCGAAGAUGGUGGAGGACGCCCAGCGUGCGCUCGUAGCGUUUUCUGGUGUCCCCGCGGCGGCCGUCUCCGGAGAGGCCGGCGCCGAGACUGAGAUCGACCUGAACGACUUCAUGUCUCUGCGUCGCCCCCAGAACAUCAUGUCGGGCAUAUCCUCCGGCAUGCAGUCCGUCGGGAAGGGCGUCCUGGGCGGCGCCGCGGCUCUCAUCGCCGCGCCCGUCGUCGGCGCCAGGUCCGAGGGACUCAGCGGGUUCGCCAAGGGACUCGGCGCGGGGCUCUGCGCGGCGGUCGCGUUACCCGUCGCGGGCGCCGCCGUCGGCAUCACGCAGAUCGCGCGGGGCGCUUACAACACCCCGGAAGCCAUCAUGGAGGCCAACGCGGGGAAGCGAUGGGACUCGCACCGACGCGUCUGGGUCGCCGAGGAUCUCGUCCAGGAAUCGCUCAGACUCUCGGAGUGCUCCGACGACGACAUCCUGGAGAAGGCGAGGGAACGCGCCAAGGCUCGCGGCGAGGCUCCGGGCCUGGAGGGCGCCCUCGGAGGGGGAGGAGGCGCGGCGGUGAACGGCGGCGGCGUCGCAUCCACCGAAUACUACGACGCCCUCGAGGUCGCCCCGUCCGCCACCCCGGCGGAGAUCAAGCGCUCCUAUUACCUCCUCGCCAGGAAACUUCACCCGGAUAAGAAUCCCGACGACCCGGAGGCGCACCAAAAGUUUCAGCGCAUCGGCGAGGCGUAUCAGGUGCUCAGCGACGAGAGCCUGCGCAAAAAGUACGACGAGCGGGGCAAGGACGGCCUGAAAGACCACGCCUUUGUCGACCCGAGUGCUUUUUUCGCGAUGCUAUUCGGCAGCGACCAGAUGGAGGGCUUAGUCGGCAGGCUGCAGCUCGCGACGCUCGCGGCGGCGGGGGCGGAUCUGACCAAGGACGAGCGCAGGUUGCUGCAGGAGAGGCGCGUGGGGCGGUUGGCGGUCAAGCUCGCGGCGAUGCUUCAGGGAUACGUGGACGCGGCGGGUGACGAGGCGAAGGUCAAAUCGUUCGAGGGGCACAUUCGCGCGAUGGCCGAUCACCUCGUCGCCGCGAGCUACGGGGACAUCAUGCUCCACACGAUAGGGUUCGUGUACGAGAAGCAGUCGCUGGAGUAUCAGACGGAUCCGGUGGGCGGGAUGGGGACGUGGGCUGACCUGGGAUUUCGCGCCAACUACGCUCGCAUGGAGCAGAUGGGCAAGCGCAUGCAGUCGCAGUUUAACGCGUUGGGAGCGGGGAUGCGGGUGAUAUCCACGAUGCGAGCGGCGGACACCGAGGCCAAGGCGGCGCAAGGCGGCGGCGGCGACGAGUCCGCGGCGGAGGCUGCGAUGGCUAAGAGGCAGAAGGACGUCCUGAACCACGUCAUGGAGGCCAUCUGGAACGCGUCGGCGCUGGACAUCGAGGCUACCAUCCGCAAGGUGUGCGACAAGGUGCUUCACGACUUUUCCGUGAGCAAGGAGGUUCGGGGGCGACGGGCGAAGGGGCUGGAGAUAAUGGGGCAGAUCUUCCAGGCGGUCAAGGCUCCGGAGGGAAAAGGGGACAGGAUGCGGGACGUGGAGGAGGCGAUGCGUAAGGCUUUCAUGGGUGCGGAGGAGGACGGGGCCGAGUCGGACUGAAAGCCUCGGACUGACGGCCCAGAAAGUUUUAACCGAAAAGGCGACGACGACGCGACUGUGCUCACGGAGAAGUGUGCAUCCACGCGGGAGUCCUUCUAAGUGUUAGCUGGUAGCUAGCUAGAGUCCUUCAGGAGUCCUUCUCCUAGAGGAUGCGUCUCACGUCCUCCGGGAGCACCCGCAUCAGAGCGUCGAGCUCGCGCGACGCGCGUUCGGUCAGGGAGCGCCGGCCCGACGCGACCCACGCGAUGCCGUUGACGAAAUCCAUCUGAUUCCAGAA
Messenger RNA from Micromonas commoda, 1951 nucleotides. RefSeq lists its product with no specific name. The transcript is spliced from 2 exons. The record is from RefSeq and is a predicted model, not a curated record. Bases 1 to 1674 code for a protein of 557 amino acids. NCBI's taxonomy places the organism in Eukaryota, Viridiplantae, Chlorophyta, Mamiellophyceae, Mamiellales, Mamiellaceae.